AUGUCACGCAGCCAGAGGCCGAAGGUCGAACUCGCGCAAUCGAAUACACUCGUAACUCGCUACUCGACCCGUCCAUUCAAUGCCUGGCUUCUUCUUUCUACUAGUCCGCUGCCGCAACGAGACAUGCCCAAGGCUACUUACAAGCGUCUGUCCAACCUUACCCUGCACGACCUGCUCGUACAGAUCGCACCUCUACCAAGGCCGGAUUGGCUGCCAGGCAAAAAGGUCGACUAUUUCGCAAGGAUCAUCCUGACGCACAGUAACGACACGAUCAUAGCUGGUGAGCCAUCUAGCGACAAGCUCUCGGCUUUGCACAUGCUUCUGUGGAGUAUCGAAGUCAGGAUCGCCCUCAAGUUCAUCAUCACGCCUAGAAUAUCGACCAGUCUGUCGUAG
Aureobasidium namibiae CBS 147.97 is the source of this 393-nucleotide messenger RNA. RefSeq lists its product as uncharacterized. Bases 1 to 393 code for a protein of 130 amino acids. The record is from RefSeq and is a predicted model, not a curated record. Lineage: Eukaryota; Fungi; Ascomycota; Dothideomycetes; Dothideales; Saccotheciaceae. The transcript is spliced from 2 exons.